Molecule: messenger RNA, 517 nt
Organism: Strigops habroptila (Kakapo)
Lineage: Eukaryota; Metazoa; Chordata; Aves; Psittaciformes; Psittacidae
Gene: TEX55
Product: testis expressed 55
Exons: 4
Coding region: 64-432 (122 amino acids)
Source: RefSeq, a predicted model, not a curated record
CGGCGAGCGACGAGCGGCACAAGAGUCCGGCGCCGGGGCAAGCAAGAUCAUGCAGAAUCUGAAAUGGAGCAAUCUAACACACCACCAGCUGCUGAACCAUCUGUGGAUAAGACACUUAUAGUCAAAUCCCCAUCUUCACUACCAGGUUCUCAGGACCAGUCACCUGUCACUGAAUUUCCUACAUCCUCUCCAUCGGAACAGCCAAAGGUGUAUGAAGACCCCUUUGAAAUCUCUGCUAAGUACAUGGAGAAACACAAAAUCCUGAACAUAUUUCAGGAGAUCACAGAAAAACUGGUGUAUGAGAAGCCCGAUGACCCCUUGCAGUUCAUGUUGGUCCAGGUGCAGUCUAUGAUAAAUGCCAGGGAGGCAGGCACGUCGGAGGGAAUGUUGGAGGAGGACGAAGAUGAGAUGUUUCUGGAAGAGGUCCUAUGAGCUUCUUUUGGCCACUACUGAACCUUGCUAUUGCGGUAUUGCAUGGGACCUUCACAUCACCUUGCUCCUAUAAUCAUUGGCAGUA